CAGCAAGUGGACAGCUUUGCGACUUACAUUUGGAAGUCCUUCCCUCAUCCUGUGUAUACUCCUCGAGCUUGACACUGGCGGUUUUUGUGUGUGCUUUGUCCCCUCGUUCCAAGCUUCCGCUGCCGCAGCCCCCUUGCUCAGAGUCGCUUCGCCAUGAUCGCCUCGCCCCUUCGAUCCACUCUGCAGGCCACCGGGCGCCGGGCGCUUCUCGCCCAGCCCGCUGUGCCUGCUACAAAGCGCGGGCUUGCCAUGCCCGUCUCGAGCGCGCCGACUUCGGCGUUCGCAAAGGAGAAGGGCUCGGACGGCAAGUACACCGUCACCCUGAUCCCCGGUGACGGCAUCGGUCCAGAAGUCUCGGAGGCCGUCAAGGAGAUCUACCGCAAGGCAGAUGUACCUAUCAAGUGGGAGGAGGUCUCGGUGACGCCGUUCAUCAACGCUCAAGGGAAAUCCACCAUCCCCGAGGACGCAGUCGCCAGCAUCAAAAAGAACACUGUCGCGCUCAAGGGACCGCUCGCGACGCCCAUCGGCAAGGGCCACGUCUCGCUCAACCUGACGCUUCGCCGCACGUUCAGCCUCUUUGCCAACGUCAGGCCGUGCCGGUCCAUCGAAGGCUUCAAGACGGCGUACGACAACGUGGACACUGUCUUGAUCCGCGAGAACACCGAGGGAGAGUACUCGGGCAUUGAGCACGAGGUCGUCGACGGCGUUGUCCAGUCCAUCAAGCUGAUCACUCUGGAGGCUUCGGAGCGCGUCGCUCGCUACGCUUUCCACCACGCCCAGCAGAACGGCCGCAACAAGGUCACUGCCGUGCACAAGGCCAACAUCAUGAAAAUGUCGGAUGGCAUGUUCCUGCACGCCUGCCGACAAGUCGCCAAGGAGUUCCCGGACAUCCAGUACGACGAGGACCUGCUAGACCGCGCAUGCCUUCGCAUCGUCCAGGACCCGGCGCCGUACGCGGACAGGGUGAUGGUUAUGCCGAACCUGUACGGAGACAUCUUGUCCGACAUGUGCGCCGGCCUCAUCGGCGGUCUUGGCCUGACGCCUUCAGGCAACAUCGGAAAGGACGCGAGCAUCUUCGAGGCUGUACACGGCUCGGCUCCGGACAUCGCUGGUCAGGACAAGGCGAACCCUACUGCGCUCCUCCUCUCUUCCAUCAUGAUGCUCCGACACAUGUCUCUCUUCGACAAGGCAGACAAGAUCGAAUCGGCCGUCUUCAAGGCGAUUGCACAAGGCCAGCGAACAGGCGACCUCGGCGGCAAGCUUGGCACGCGCGCAUUCACAGAGGAGAUCUGCAAGCGUCUCUGAUCGCUCCCUGUGACGUCUGAGGCACUACCAUUUUUUCUUCUCCUUCAAAACACCGCGCAGAUGUAUGCGCGUUAGCAUUGAUGGUGUAGAUUGAACACAUCCAAUUCCCUCAAGGCAAGCCGUGUGCAUAGACCGACUCUUCACGGGAAC
Molecule: messenger RNA, 1455 nt
Organism: Tilletiaria anomala UBC 951
Lineage: Eukaryota; Fungi; Basidiomycota; Exobasidiomycetes; Georgefischeriales; Tilletiariaceae
Exons: 3
Coding region: 154-1305 (383 amino acids)
Biological process (GO): isocitrate metabolic process; tricarboxylic acid cycle
Cellular component (GO): mitochondrion
Molecular function (GO): isocitrate dehydrogenase (NAD+) activity; magnesium ion binding; NAD binding
Source: RefSeq, a predicted model, not a curated record